GGCCCCGGGGACCCGACCGGCUGGGGGCGGGGACCGCGGCCGCCUGCGCGGUUCCGGGUGCUCCCGCCGCGCGCAGCCCGGGGCGCACUUGACCGGAGUCGGGCUGCGGGGAAGGGCGGGUCUGGGGAGAACCCCGGAGCCCGCGGCGUCCCUCAGCCCCACCUCCCCGCGGCGGCCGGAGCCUCAGCCCGAGCCCGAGCCCGAGCCCCAGCCCGAGCCCCAGCCCGAGCCCCAGCCCGAGCCACCUCGCCCCCCGGCUCGCGCGCCCCAGCCAUGGCUUUCGCCAAUUUCCGCCGCAUCCUGCGUCUGUCCACCUUCGAGAAGAGAAAGUCCCGCGAAUAUGAGCACGUCCGCCGGGACGUGGACCCCAACGAGGUGUGGGAGAUCGUGGGCGAGCUGGGCGACGGCGCCUUCGGGAAGGUUUACAAGGCCAAGAACAAGGAGACAGGUGCUUUGGCUGCCGCCAAGGUCAUAGAGACCAAGAGUGAGGAGGAGCUGGAGGAUUACACGGUAGAGAUCGACAUCCUGGCCACCUGUGACCACCCCUACAUUGUGAAGCUCCUGGGAGCCUACUACUACGACGGGAAGCUGUGGAUCAUGAUCGAGUUCUGUCCUGGAGGAGCUGUGGACGCCAUCAUGCUGGAGCUAGACAGAGGCCUCACUGAGCCCCAGAUUCAGGUGGUUUGCCGCCAGAUGCUGGAAGCCCUCCACUUUCUGCAUGGCAAGAAGAUAAUCCACCGAGAUCUGAAAGCCGGCAACGUGCUGAUGACCCUGGAGGGAGACAUCAGGCUGGCUGACUUUGGUGUGUCUGCCAAGAAUCUGAAAACUCUGCAGAAACGAGAUUCCUUCAUAGGAACGCCUUACUGGAUGGCCCCUGAGGUGGUGAUGUGUGAGACCAUGAAGGACACUCCGUACGACUACAAAGCCGACAUCUGGUCCCUGGGCAUCACUCUGAUUGAGAUGGCCCAGAUCGAGCCCCCGCAUCAUGAGCUCAACCCCAUGCGGGUCCUGCUCAAGAUUGCCAAGUCGGACCCCCCCACUCUGCUCACGCCUUCCAAGUGGUCCAUGGAGUUCCGUGACUUCCUGAAGACCGCUCUGGAUAAGAACCCGGAGACCCGGCCCAGUGCUGCACAGCUCCUGGAGCAUCCCUUCGUCAGCAGCGUCACCAGUAACAAGGCUCUGCGGGAGCUGGUGGCCGAGGCCAAGGCCGAAGUGAUGGAGGAGAUUGAAGAUGGCCGGGAGGAGGGAGAAGAGGAGGACUCCCCGGAUGCCACCUCUCCUCUGGGGGAUCAUACUCGAGACUCUUCUGAGGUGAGCCAACUGAGUCUCAAUACCGACAAGCCUGUCAAAGAAUCCUCCCUCACCCCACUGCCACCCAGCCAGCCUCAGGACAAUGUGAAUGGGCCCAGCCAGCCCUCCGGGGACAGAUCCCUCCAAACCACCAACCCCCCAGAUGUGGCUCCUGGAAAUGAGAAUGCCCUGGCAGUGCCAGCACCCUUCCGGAAGUCCCGGCCAUUGUCAAUGGAUGCCCGAAUUCAGGUGUCCGAAGAGAAGCAAGUCGCUGACCGGGACGGGGACCUCAGUACGGCAGCCAACAGGCCCCAAAAAGCAAGCCAGAGCCGUCCCAACAGUAGUGCCCUGGAGACCUUGGGUGCCGAGAAGCUGGCCAACGGCAGCCUGGAGCUCCCCACCCAGGCGGCCCUGGGCCCUUCCAAGAGGGACUCAGACUGUGGCAGCCUCUCCACCUCCGAGAGUUUGGACUACAGUACCUCCCUGUCAGCUGACCUGUCCCUGAACAGAGAAACAGGCUCUCUCUCCAUCAAGGACUCAAGAUUGCACAAUAAAACUCUCAAGAGGACACGCAAGUUUGUGGUGGAUGGCGUAGAGGUGAGCAUCACCACCUCCAAGAUCAUCAGCGAGGAUGAAAAGAAGGAUGAAGAGAUGCGAUUUCUCAGGCGCCAGGAGCUACGAGAGCUUCGGCUGCUUCAGAAAGAAGAACAUCGGAACCAGACCCAGCUGAGCAGCAAGCAUGAGCUGCAGCUGGAGCAGAUGCAUAAACGUUUUGAACAAGAAAUCAACGCCAAGAAGAAAUUCUUUGACACAGAGCUAGAGAACCUGGAGCGUCAGCAGAAGCAGCAAGUGGAGAAGAUGGAGCAAGACCAUGCUGUACGCCGCCGGGAGGAGGCCAAGCGGAUCCGACUGGAGCAGGAUCGGGACUAUACCAGGUUCCAGGAGCAGCUCAAACUGAUGAAGAAGGAGGUGAAGAACGAGGUGGAGAAGCUCCCCAGGCAGCAGCGGAAGGAGAGCAUGAAGCAGAAGAUGGAGGAGCACGCACAGAAAAAACAGCUUCUCGACCGAGACUUCCUGGCUAAGCAGAAGGAGGACCUGGAGCUGGCGAUGAAGAAAAUCACUGCUGACAACAGGCGGGAGAUCUGUGACAAGGAGCGCGAGUGUCUCACUAGGAAGCAGGAACUCCUUCGAGACCGGGAGGCAGCCCUGUGGGAAAUGGAGGAGCAUCAUCUGCAGGAGAGACACCAGCUGGUGAAACAGCAGCUCAAAGACCAAUACUUUCUCCAGCGGCAUGAGCUAUUGCGCAAGCACGAGAAGGAGCGGGAGCAGAUGCAGCGCUAUAAUCAGCGCAUGAUAGAGCAGCUAAAGAUGCGACAGCAGCAGGAGAAAGCACGGCUGCCCAAGAUUCAGAGGAGUGAGGGCAAGACACGCAUGGCCAUGUACAAGAAGAGCCUCCACAUCAAUGGCGCGGGCAGUGCCUCUGAGCAGCGCGAGAAGAUCAAGCAGUUUUCCCAGCAAGAGGAGAAGAGGCAGAAGUCGGAGCGGCUACAGCAGCAGCAGAAACAUGAGAACCAGAUGCGAGACAUGAUGGCACAGUGUGAGAGCAACACGAGCGAGCUGCAGCAGCUGCAGAAUGAAAAGUGUCACCUCCUGGUAGAACACGAAACCCAGAAGCUGAAGGCCCUAGAUGAGAGCCAUAAUCAGAACCUGAAGGAAUGGCGGGACAAGCUUCGGCCACGCAAAAAGGCUCUGGAAGAAGAUCUGAACCAGAAGAAGCGAGAGCAGGAGAUGUUCUUCAAACUGAAUGAGGAGACAGAAUGCCUGAACCCUACGACCCCAAAUAAGGCCACGAAGUUCUUCCCCUACAGCUCUGUGGAUACUUCUUAACAGCCCCCUGGGGCUGUGGCUGGCAGGCUGGUGGGCCUCCAAGGCCCACCCAUUCUCUGUGAACAAGUAACUCAGGACCCCCUUCCCUCUUGCUUCCAUGCCAACUUGAAUCCAGCGCCUUGCCUUGUGCUACCCCAGCUGUGCCCAACAGACCCUUCCCAGUGUUCCUUAAUUCUCGCUCACUUAUGGAGUGCGAGGUUUUAUUAUGUGUUGCCCGUUUCUAAUGUAUGUUCUCUUUGAAUCCCACAUCCCCUUCAAGUUGUAGUGAUUUGGGCUGCUUGUGGGGUCAGCGUCUGGGAGGAAUGGUGUUCUGCAGCCUCGAGGCCCUCCUAUUUGCCAAAGCACCAGUUUUGCUGCCUGUGUGCAUGAAGUGCUACAACUGGUAACAGUGAGUUUGUCCAUAUUGUGAUUCUUGCUGGCUCUUCAGCCAUUGUAGUAUCAGACAAUAACUAUGGCUCUCAGUAGCCAUUUUGGUUCCUAGUGAAACCUACCCUGCAGCCAGCUGCUCAGGGGGUGCUCUCAUCCUUCCAGUAACCUCAAUUUGCUUUCCUCUUGAGACAAGGCCAUAUCUACAACAGUGGGAUGGAGGAGAGCCUGAACAGAUCAUUCUGCUGGUCUUGGGUAUUUUGUGCCAUCUUGUGCCCCACCUCUCCACCUCUGCACACGUAUACAUACACACACACAUACAUAGGGCUUGGCCCCCUGCCACUACCCAGGCUUGCCUCUGCCCUGGGCCUCUUGUGUCAGCUGGGCUGAAACACAUUCACUGCCUUAGCCUGUGCCCCUGAGCAUGUUUAGGUGAAACCACUGGUAUGAAGUGUGCUGGGUACUGGCACAAAUGGUACAGGCUGAACUGCCAGUCUGUGAUUCCCUCUGGCCCCUGUACAGGAUCCUGUGACUGUGCCUAGGCUGUUCCUGUCUCACACCUGCCCAUCCUGUCUGCAGGUAAUAUGGGAAGGCUGUUUUCCUCCGCCUCUCCUAGCAGGAGUCUGGCCUUACACUUGAGACAUAGGCUGGUAGUCACUGGGAUUUCUCUUGAGGAAGAAAAAGCAUUAAGGAAAAACAUAAUGCUUCCUGCCCCUAGCAACACAACAGAUGCAAAGCUUCUGUAUCUCAGAUGGAAUUCUGGGCCUUCAGGUUACUCAGCUGGCCUCCCACAGAUUGUGAUUCCCCUAGACUGCAGGAUGCAGAUGACCCAGUAAAAGUAAUACUCAAACAGGCAUUCAGUUUAUCUACAAAAAAACCUUUUUUCACUUUGAUCUCUAAUUUGAAGGAAAUAUAAAUGAAUGGCUUCUACAGGAAGAUACUUGCUUUAAAUAAAACUAAAGGCGAUUUUGAGGAAUCAUAUGGAUGAUGUAUUAAGUCUGGGUACUGUUUUGCUGGUGAUGGAGUGGUUAACACCCCUGAAGGACUUUUUCCUUCACUCCUACUAAACAUUUAAGAUUUGAUGCUUUGACCUAAAGCAAUUCUCUUGAUGAUUUUUUGGCACUGGUUUAACUGGAUCUUGGGGAGGUGGGGGACUUGGGGUUCCCAAGGCUUACAAAUGCAGUGAAGAUGCUCUGGGGGUUGUGGUAAGGCAGUGGUCCUCUUAAGUUAGCGAACAUUCAGCUUGCCAGCUUCAGUAUUUGACCCAGAUGGGACAGUUUUCUGGUCUUACACAAAUGGGACAAGGGAAACAAUUGGCUCCUUUUAUUCUUUUUGGUGCACAGGUGCUGGGAAAAUGUGAACUAGCAGUAGUGUAAUUACAGAACACUGACCAGGUACCACCAGACAAGGCCAGCACUGGCAAAUGGUCAGGCGGGGCUGAUUUUGGCUUUGUUUACAGAAUUGCCUUUUGCAGCCUGGAGUGUAAGAAUGAGUAUUAGGUGAAAUGCCAGUUUCAUGGUUCAGAUGAAAGUCUUUGAUUAUUCCCCUAUUUGUCUUGUCGUUCACAUGACUCCUUGAAGGAGUUACUGCUUCCCUGUUUAGUGCUGCCCAAGGCCUGAUAGCUCCCCUGUCCUUUCUGGAUGAGGGCUGGCUGGGUCCUCCAGCCUCAUGAUGGAGCCAGCAUGCAUGCCCAUCAGUGAGAAGGCUUACACAGUAUUCCUCAUGCCCUGUGCUAAUGUUUUCCUCUGUAAGGGACAGAUGGAACUGUUUCUUGUUUUCAGUCCAAUUUUGGCAGAGUAAAUAUAACUAACUUAUAUUUUCCCUUUAUAAAGGAUAGAAGUUAUUUUUAUGUCAUUUCAAAACUUUAUACAAAACUUUUGUAAAAUGUUUUCUGGAAAGUUUAACUGCGAGAAUGUAAAUAUGCUUCUAAUAAAAUAAUAAGG
Molecule: messenger RNA, 5486 nt
Organism: Nyctereutes procyonoides (raccoon dog)
Lineage: Eukaryota; Metazoa; Chordata; Mammalia; Carnivora; Canidae
Gene: STK10
Product: serine/threonine kinase 10
Exons: 19
Coding region: 274-3177 (967 amino acids)
Biological process (GO): protein phosphorylation
Molecular function (GO): ATP binding; protein serine/threonine kinase activity
Source: RefSeq, a predicted model, not a curated record